GAGAAAUCGUACGUCAUUCAGGCAAUCCGGUUUACAUCACUGUCGCCGCCAAAUAUUUCCCGCGAUUGCCCCUCGUCAAUUGAUUGCAACUCAAUUGCAACCGCUGUCCAUUCCGCACCUCAACGACUCGCCAUGGCGCCCACCACCAGAAAAAUCGUCUGCUUCUCAGACUUCGAUGGGACUAUUUUCAUGCAGGACACAGGCCAUAUACUUUUCGAUAAUAUAGGCUGUGGCGAGAAGCGCCGCCAAGAGCUCGACCAACAGCUCAAGUCCGGCGAGCGUUCAUUCCGCGAGGUCUCAGAGGAGAUGUGGGGGUCAUUGCACGUCCCCUUUGAAGACGGGUUUAAAAUUAUGGAAAAGGAGCUGGAAAUGGAUGAGGGCUUUCGUGAAUUUUACCAGUUCUGCGUCGCUAAUGGCAUUGAGUUCAACGUGAUCAGUGCAGGGCUUAAACCCAUCUUGCGCAGAGUGCUGGCCGGUUUUCUGGGGAAGGAAGAGGCUUCGCGAAUCGGGAUCGUUGCCAACGACGCAGAAAUCGAGCCCGAUGGCUCCGAAUGGAAGCCCGUAUGGCGGGACAACACCGAGCUCGGCCAUGACAAGGCGCUGUCCGUCAAGGAGGGUCGCGCGAAUGCGGCAGCUGAAGACGAGAAUGGAGAGAUCCCCCUUAUCAUCUUCAUCGGCGACGGUGUAUCUGACCUGCCGGCUGCGCGGGAAGCAGACGUGCUCUUUGCCCGGAAGGGGCUGCGCUUGGAACAAUACUGCAUCGAGAACAAAAUCCCCUUUACUGGAUUUGACUCCUUUUCCGAGAUCAAGAAGGAAGUUGAAGCCAUCAUGCAGGAGGAUCAGGACAAGACUGGCGGAGUGGGCACGCCCGCUCGCUUCAAUCCGCGGGCCAAUAUGUGGCGACGUGUCUCGAGCAGGCAAGCUGUCCCGAAAUUCGUCGCAGCCACGCCGUCGAAGGAAGAGAAGAUGUUUUUGUGGCCGGAGUUUUCAGAAUAUCGACCUCGAAACCAGGAGAAUCCUUCGUCGUAGUGUGGCGCAGUGGACUGGCGUUCCGUGGGUUGGAUAGAGACAAUGUGAAUAGAUAUAUGAAUAAACUAGAUCUAGACCGCAGCGACAUCAGUAGAAUACGAACUAGAAGCUGGAUAUACCAGUAUCCAUGUAGUUACAGAUACUGGAGACCGGCCUGGAGCGAUGUAUGGCAACUCAUGGACUUGCCGUCACCUUGGGAAUGGCCCGCGACGGCCGGUCAGCGUUACCAGUGUCCCUAAGCUGCAUCUCGAAGCCUGCCCAGCUACUAUCCUCGGAGUCCUAUUGUGGAAAUGCUUUC
Messenger RNA from Aspergillus versicolor CBS 583.65, 1327 nucleotides. RefSeq names its product putative 2,3-diketo-5-methylthio-1-phosphopentane phosphatase. NCBI's taxonomy places the organism in Eukaryota, Fungi, Ascomycota, Eurotiomycetes, Eurotiales, Aspergillaceae. Gene Ontology annotation, molecular function: phosphatase activity. The record is from RefSeq and is a predicted model, not a curated record. The coding region runs from base 133 to 1029 and encodes 298 amino acids. The transcript has 3 exons.